Scaptodrosophila lebanonensis is the source of this 1461-nucleotide messenger RNA. RefSeq names its product farnesyl pyrophosphate synthase (gene Fpps). The coding region runs from base 55 to 1338 and encodes 427 amino acids. Gene Ontology annotation, cellular component: cytoplasm. The record is from RefSeq and is a predicted model, not a curated record. Gene Ontology annotation, molecular function: dimethylallyltranstransferase activity; (2E,6E)-farnesyl diphosphate synthase activity. Gene Ontology annotation, biological process: trans, trans-farnesyl diphosphate biosynthetic process. Lineage: Eukaryota; Metazoa; Arthropoda; Insecta; Diptera; Drosophilidae. The transcript has 6 exons.
GAAUACGUUUAAAAAUAUUUCGUUAUAAUCAUCUAUUUACAAUUACUCCCAACAAUGUUUAAAGUUCUUCGCCACCUGCUGCCACAGCAGCAGAAUAUUUUUCGUAGCUCAAGCUCAGCCAUCACUACCUUAAACAAUAAUUUAAAUCGCCUUAUAUCUACUAGUGAAGUUAAUUCGGAACCAAUGGUCAAGUCUGUGGAAACAGUUGGGGGGCUCCCUGCUGAUCUAGUCAACGAACAGAAGCUGAAGAAAACUUCUAGAACUUUGUCAACGCUACAAAACCAUUCAGUGCCUAUAGCCGCUAGAGUCACAGUGUCUAAAGAUGAAAGCCGCGAUUUCAUGGCUGUGUUCCCAGAUCUUGUGCGCGAUUUGACAACCGUAACAAAGUCAUAUAACUGCAAUGAUGCUGCUAAAUGGUUAGCCAAGGUUUUGCAAUAUAAUGUGCCCCGCGGUAAAAAGAAUCGUGGAAUACUCACUGUCCUCACCUACAAAAACCUUAUACCACCAGAAAAUCUGACACCCGAAAACAUCAAACUGGCCCAGUACUUGGGCUGGUGUGUUGAGAUGCUUCAAAGCUUCUUUCUUAUCGCUGAUGAUGUUAUGGACAACAGCACUACACGCAGAGGUCAACCAUGCUGGCAUAAAGUUGAGGGGGUCGGCUUGACAGCUAUAAAUGAUGCUCUAAUGAUUGAGAAUGCCAUGUACUCCAUACUAAAAAAACAUUUUAGUAACUUGGACUGCUAUGUCGCGCUAAUGGAGCUAUUUCACGAGAUCACCUACAUUACAACUUGUGGACAGUCAUUGGAUCAAUUGAAUUCAAAUAGAUCAGUGUCUGAGUUUACAAUGGAAAACUACAAAGCAAUUGUGGAUAACAAAACAGCGUACUAUUCCUUCUACCUGCCAUUCGCAUUAGCAAUGCAUUUAGCCGGGUACAAAGAUGCAGAGGCAUUCCGACAAUCUAAAACCAUACUGCUUGAAAUGGGCCACUUUUUUCAAGUACAAGAUGAUUUUCUCGAUUGUUUCGGCAAUCCGGAAAUCACCGGCAAAGUAGGCACCGACAUUCAAGACAACAAAUGUUCUUGGUUGGCUGUUGUGGCAAUGCAGCGUGCCAAUGCCGAGCAAAAACAAAUCAUGAUAGACUGUUAUGGAACAGAAGAUCUUCAGAAAGUGGAACGUGUUAAGGAACUUUACAAGGAACUAAGCCUGCCUUCUACGUAUGCCACAUUCGAAGAAGAAUCUUACAAUAUGAUCAAGACUCACAUACAACAAACAUCACGAGGCGUGCCUCACCAAACGUUCUUACAAAUUCUCAACAAAAUUUAUCAACGCGAUGCGUAAACGAAACAGUUAAUUAUUCCUAGUGCCGAAUCCUUAAUUUACAUUCUAAUUCAAUGGUGUUUAUAUUUCAAUGGUGUUAAAAAAAAGUACAGAGAUUUUUAAUACAUAUUAUUUUCGUACGUA